GCUAUCCUGGGACUCGUACAUGGAAGGGAGGUCAGAAAGAGAAAACGGGACCUGCAGGGCGUCACAGGGCUGCUGCAGCCAGCCUUUCCUGGAGUCAGAGCCCCCCUGUACACUUUGAUCUUGGAACCACAGGGUUCAUUUAUUCCAGUCUCUUUGAGAUGCUGGAAGCCAAUAGAGAAGAAGUGAUGACAGCUUCACUGCUUCUUUGGGGACAAGAAAUGUGUCUGUAUGAAUGUUUAGAAGACAGGGACUGUGGAAGAGGAAGAGAAUGCAUGGAGCGUGGCUGUUCGCGCAUCUGCUACCCACAGGAUCAAAAAGAUAUCUGUGUGGAGGAAUGCCAAGGACCCUGGGACUGCACUCUAGGGAGUUGGUGUGUCAACACUGGAUGUGGCCAUAUCUGUGUACCCUUCAGAAACCUAGAUGAACAGAGACCUGGAACUUGUCCACCGCUGCAAAAAGGAUCGUUUGGAACUUGUGUUGAAAUGUGCAGAAGGGAUGAAUUCUGUCCCCUGGGACAAAAAUGCUGCAGCAAUGGUUGUGGACACGUUUGCACUGCUGUUCGAGCCGAGCCCUAUUGGGUCUCCAGUCUGGAGGAAGAUGCCCAAAGGAGUGACAACUAGAUCGUGGUUCUUUUCUUGGUACCAAAUGCUCCUUUCUUUGAAAUGCUCAUUAUCUUUUCGGAUGAUAAUUGAACCUUGGUCUCCUUCAGUAACUGUUCCCAAACGUCAUCUUUAUUCUAAGAGCUGUGCUUUCUUACUGACCCCAGGAUCACAGGAUGUGGAUCUAAAAUAACUUGGUUUAAGUGCUGAAUUCUGGCAAUUGUUUGAGGAAUCAUGAGGUGACUGCUUUCAAAAUUAUC
Messenger RNA from Balaenoptera acutorostrata (minke whale), 859 nucleotides. Its product is annotated as WAP four-disulfide core domain protein 3-like. Bases 159 to 620 code for a protein of 153 amino acids. The record is from RefSeq and is a predicted model, not a curated record. Gene Ontology annotation, biological process: antibacterial humoral response; innate immune response. Gene Ontology annotation, cellular component: extracellular region. Gene Ontology annotation, molecular function: peptidase inhibitor activity. The transcript has 6 exons. NCBI's taxonomy places the organism in Eukaryota, Metazoa, Chordata, Mammalia, Artiodactyla, Balaenopteridae.